Molecule: messenger RNA, 2468 nt
Organism: Trematomus bernacchii (emerald rockcod)
Lineage: Eukaryota; Metazoa; Chordata; Actinopteri; Perciformes; Nototheniidae
Product: fez family zinc finger protein erm
Exons: 8
Coding region: 201-2060 (619 amino acids)
Cellular component (GO): nucleus
Source: RefSeq, a predicted model, not a curated record
UAUUUGUGGUCGCAGCUUGCCGCUUGCGUACAGAGGAGGAGAGGCUACCUUCGCUUAUUUUACCAGUUCAACAUUUAAAUACCCUUCCACCGGAGCUGUUAUGCUUUGACCAAACCCCCAACCCCUCCUAACACUGCUACAGGAGUUUCCCGGUGAGUGCAGAGCCUCGGAGCAGCCCUCGAGCCCCGGCCCGCAGCAGGAUGUCCCGCCUGGCCUUCCAGACUCAGCUGGCCUCCAUCAUGGAGGUCCUCGCUAACGCAGCAGUGGCGGAGAUCUGUAAGCUGGUGGACGAUGACUAUGCGGUGGUCAGUUUACAGAUGUCGCAGUGUCAGAGGGAAAACAAAGGCCUGAAGAGGAAGCUCCACCUGCUGGAGCUGAAGAUGGCCCGGGGAAACGCCGAGAGGAGGCUCCGGGAGAGCGCCAUUAACAGCAGCCGCUCCAGGGUGCAGAUACACGGCGACAGGCUGCGGGAGUUCUCGCCAUCCACCGGUGUGUUUGAGAGGCGGAUAGAGGUGGCGCUGUGGCCGGGUAAAGCUGCAGCAGGGCGGCCGAGCACCAGGCCCGUCCACUCUGACAGCGUCCAGAGGAAGUCUCCAGACGUGGAGCUGGUGGAGCCAGAGGUGAUGCUGGUGAAGGAGGAGAAGGUGGAGGCCAACUUGAGAGUUGAAGAAGCGGAGGACAACGUGCCGUUCAUAGGAGAGGACGGCGUGGUGGAGGAUGGAGCUGGAGGACAGGAGACUCAGUCCACUUCCAGUCAGACCCGGGCCCAGAUCCAGAGCAGCAGGAGACCCCCGGGCGGCAGCAGCCGAGGAGUGGAGGAGGAGGUGGAGCCAGAUGUGGUGCUGGUGAAGGUAGAAGAGGGGGAGCCAGGGAGCCAGACGGGCCUCAGCAUACAGGAGGGGUUGGUGGAGUCGAGCACCGACGACUACAGAGCUGUUCAGCCGUUUGAUGACAUCACACAAACCACCAAUCAGCUGUCCGACCUGCAGGAGUCAGGGCCGGGCUUCUCAGAGUCUGCAGCCCCUCAGUCAUCGGUGGACCCCUGCAGUGUGGCGGCGGUCCAGCUGAGGGUACCAGACACCAUCUCAGCAGCUACCUCCAGAGCACAACAACAGCAGAGGUCCAGCACCAGCACCCCCCUCAGCUCUGAGUACUCUCUGUUUGAGCUGGAGACCUUCUUCACCCGCUGGGCCCCCGACAGUGACUCAGCCAGCAGGGGCCCUUCAUUUCCUCUCCCUGCUGAUGACUCAGCAGAGUGUGACCAGGAUGCAGUUAUCAUAGUAGAGAGUGAAACACAGCCUCCACCUGUGGCAGCACCAGGCUCCGCCCCCUCAGCAGCGAGUAUGGGUGUGUGGCAGAGUUCCUCCUCCAAUCACAUCCAGCCGUCUGUGUCACAUGGCCCGUCAGCAGAGACUUCUUCAUCCACACCCCUGAGGAUGAAGACUCCGUUGUCCCAGCCUCCGUGGAGCAGGAAAGCGGUCCUGAUAAGAGGAACCCAGUGUGAGCUGCAGCAGCAUGGUGACAGCAGCAGGGCCCCUCAGCAGCAGCACAGCCUGCCCUCUGCACAGACCUCAGCUGCUGUCAGUAACACUCACUGUGGGGAGAACACAAAGAUCUCCUGUAUCAGCUCCACCAGUAGGACUAUGAGCUCCACAAUGGCUCCAUACAUCAGGACGUUGUUGGGCAGAAGCGAGGUCCCCGGUGCUGCAGAGCAUGGAGUCAGCCUCCUGGCUCACCACGAUAUAAGCCAGGCUCCUGGUAUGGUGCCCAGUGACCACCGCAAGAAGGGCUACGUAUGCAGAGCCUGCGGGAAGUCGUUCACCGGCCUAUCCAAUCUGGAGGCCCACGAGAGAGUCCACACAGGGGAGAAACCGUACCGCUGCGACACCUGCGGGAAACUCUUCUCCGAGGCCGGGAACCUGAAGAAGCACCAGAGAGUUCACACCGGGGAGAAACCCUUCAGCUGCCAGCUGUGUGGGAAGAGGUUCGCCUGGAUCUGCAACCUGAGGACACACCAGCAGUCUGUCACAGGCUGCGGGCCUGGGAUGAUCCCUGAGUAAUGCUAGUGUUAUUUUAUUCACACAUCCAUAGCCGCGGGAAGUCAUUUUACUUAGAGGGUGCUCGUGAAUUGUCAACGGCGAAACUGUGCCGUGCCUACACUAAUUGCGCCGCAUUUACGGCUUAGUUGAGGCCCCACGCAGUCUGCGUGAUCUGCGUGUAGGGAGGGGCGGCCAUGGUGCUAGUGAACUGUUAAUGGGGGGGGGGGGGGAUAGCCUUGCUGCAGGAACACGGUGGCCCUUGACGACCGGUCAAUCUGAUUCUCCAGACCCCUACUUCCCGCGGCUAUGCACACAUACAGAGACAUAUUGCUAUUUCUUCAUUCUCAAGAAGUGAUGUUGCAACAAAACUUUUCAGAUGUUUUGUUUCUUUGCUUAUAAUAAAAUAAUUGUUUCACUAUUCGCCCUUCA